Molecule: messenger RNA, 462 nt
Organism: Ahaetulla prasina
Lineage: Eukaryota; Metazoa; Chordata; Lepidosauria; Squamata; Colubridae
Product: serine protease inhibitor Kazal-type 6-like
Exons: 4
Coding region: 14-343 (109 amino acids)
Molecular function (GO): protein binding
Source: RefSeq, a predicted model, not a curated record
UAUAUACACAUAAAUGCCCUGCUGGAGCUUAGACAGCACCUGUGUCCUAGAAGCUAUUUCAGUGGAAGAGCUCUGGUGUGUUUUAUCCUCUCCUACCAACAUGAAGGUGGCUUUUUGCCUGUUUUUCACCCUGGCACUCUUCUUUUUGUACUCAGAUGCUAUUGAAGAAACAGAAAAGCAAGUUGAUUGCACUGGCUUUCCCAGAAAAGCAUGCACCAAGGAAUUCAUGCCCCAUUGUGCCUCCGAUGGUGUGACCUAUUCCAACAGAUGCUAUUUCUGCAAUGCACUUAUUGAAAGUCGUGGAAUACUAACAUUGAACUACUAUGGAAAAUGUAAAAAGUAAUGCGAUACAGAUCCAGAGGACUGAGAUAUUACUCCAAGCAACAUGGCUCUUCCUCCAUCCUUGUUUCCUCCACUUUUGUUUGCUUUGAUUAAUUUCACUUGUCAAUAAAAUGAACUAUG